GUGAUGAUCGCCGAACGCAUCCAUCACAGCAGUGAAAACUAUGUGGCAAUACUAAUGGACCGUGAAGAAAGCAGUCCGGUCAUUGUCGUGAGUCCGGUUGGUGGAGUAAACAUCGAAGAAACGGCAAAGAGUUCACCGCACCUAAUUUUUACGGUAUCUUUGACGUCGUGCCAAACCACCAAAGAAGUGAUCGAUAUCCAGGCUGGCCUUACAGAGCAGCAGGCGCUAACGAUUGCUCAAAAACUUAACUUUAAGGACAAGAUUGCGAAACAGGUGGCAGAACAGCUGCAACGUCUGUAUCGUAUGUUCAUCGACGUGGACGCGACGCAGAUCGAGAUAAACCCUCUGGCGAUUACUACAGACGGAAGGGUGUGUUGCGUUGAUGCGAAGUUGAACUUUGACGACAGCGCCGAAUUUCGUCAGCAGAGGAUCUUCGCCAUGCACAGCGCGGAAACUCAGCCACUCGAGCACGAAGCACACAAGCAUCAGUUGAACUACGUUGGGCUUUCGGGUAACAUCGGCUGCAUGGUCAACGGUGCCGGCCUAGCGAUGGCCACUAUGGAUAUGAUCAAGAUGUAUGGCGGAGAGCCAGCCAAUUUCCUCGAUCUUCGCGGUUCGGUCACCACGUUACAAGUUUUCCAUGCCUUGGGAAUUAUCGUCUCUGAUUCAAAGGUCAAGACAGUCCUGGUGAACAUUUUUGGUGGCAUUGUCGAUUGCCAGAUUAUUGCCGAAGGCAUAAUCGCCGGUGUGGAACAUUACGGUUUAUCGCAUCCUUUCAUCAUUCGCUUAGACGGAACCAACAAGACUUCCGCGUGCGAAACUUUGAAAGCCAGUGGCAUUCCUAUGCUGUUCGUUUCAGAAUUGGACCAGGCUGCGAUAAUGGCAGUGGAAAAUGCGAAGCAAUUUGCGUAA
Soboliphyme baturini is the source of this 912-nucleotide messenger RNA. NCBI's taxonomy places the organism in Eukaryota, Metazoa, Nematoda, Enoplea, Dioctophymatida, Soboliphymatidae. The record is from the annotation of a GenBank genome assembly.